Stereum hirsutum FP-91666 SS1 is the source of this 4364-nucleotide messenger RNA. RefSeq lists its product as uncharacterized. Gene Ontology annotation, biological process: actin cortical patch assembly; peptidyl-threonine phosphorylation; actin filament organization. The transcript is spliced from 5 exons. Lineage: Eukaryota; Fungi; Basidiomycota; Agaricomycetes; Russulales; Stereaceae. Gene Ontology annotation, cellular component: cytoplasm. The record is from RefSeq and is a predicted model, not a curated record. Gene Ontology annotation, molecular function: ATP binding; protein serine/threonine kinase activity. The coding region runs from base 1 to 3954 and encodes 1317 amino acids.
AUGGCCCAACAGAUGCAGGCCUACGCUCAGAACAAGGGCACCCUCGUCCCAGGACAGUCCAUCUCAGUCAAUAAAUAUACCGUUCAGGUCGACCGCUAUCUUUCUCAAGGUGGUUUCGCCCAUGUCUAUCUGUGUAGAACUCCCACUCCCGUCUAUGGUACCACCCACCAUGUCCUGAAGCGUAUCGCCGUCCCUAACGAGGGCAUGCUUUCUGAGGUGAAGAAGGAAGUAGAUAUCAUGCGUAUACUUAAAGGUCAUCCUAAUAUCGUCCACCUCAUCGAUGCAGCUUGGCACAGGAUGUCGAACGGCAUGUAUGAAGUAUUUAUUCUGAUGGACUAUUGUGCUGGGGGUGGGAUCAUCGACAUGAUGAACAGGCGGUUGCGCGAGCGUCUCACAGAAGGGGAAAUUCUGCAAAUAUUCGUCGACGUAUGCGAAGGUGUCGCCGCCAUGCACAAUCUUCGACCGGCCCUCCUCCAUCGCGAUCUCAAAGUCGAGAACAUCCUUCAAUCCUCCCCCACAUCGUUCAAGCUCUGUGACUUCGGCUCUGCGACGCCAGUUGCUCGACGACCACCUGCAAACACACAAGAGAUCAGAGCUCUCGAAGCCGACCUGAAUCGACAUACUACGCUGCAAUACAGAGCGCCCGAAAUGGUUGAUCCCUACUUGCGCCGGCCUGUCGAUGAGAAGUCGGACGUGUGGGCUCUCGGAGUACUGCUCUACAAGCUGUGCUACUAUACUACACCUUUCGAGGAGCAUGGACCACUUGCUAUUCUCAACGUGCAGUAUAAGAUCCCACCUUACCCGAUAUACUCGGCUCAGAUGAACGCACUGAUUGCCUCUAUGCUUCGUGAACAUGGUGCACAUCGGCCGUCUGCCUUCGAACUUCUCAAUGUCGUCCACGCCAUGCGUGGAACCAAGUCACAAUUCACCUAUAACAUCCCAGCUCGACCAUCGUUACCUCCACGCCCGGUCGAGGCACCACCGCAGGCCGGCAACACUCUCGAUAACCUCGUGUCCUAUCGAUCAUCCUCUUCAACUUCGGGUCCUCAGGCUCCUCUCUCGUCAUCUCCCCAUAAAAAUGCGGGUGUGGAAGCGCGGGAGAAGGUGUUGGAUGCCAUCGCACCAAUGCGCCGUGGUCGUCCUACGCAGGCCCAUUCGCCUCCACGGUCAGUCAGUCCCGCGAAAGAGCAGACGAAAGCUACCCGGCCCGCAGAGGGUAAAUUGUUUGAAAUGGACCCAGAAAAGGACUUCGGACAGACAGAAGAGUCUUCGUGGAAGGCCGUCAGGCAGGCUCAUGGUGGUAUUCGUGGACAUCGGUCUGGGGUGGCAAGUCCGGAGGCGUGGAAGGUGCAACAUGGUUCAUCAAACGAUGCUUGGGCCACGGGACGGAGAGUGGAUGGUCAAAGUGGCCAGGACAGAAUUGGACAGGCGAAUAAGACCACCAAUGCCUCCAACGCGUUCGGGGACUCCUUUGAAAGGAUGCUUGGCUCUUCGUCCUCUGCGGCGGCUGCGGCCGCCUCUCGGAUGGCGGAGCAAGCAAGCUCUCGUGCUGGUCUUGGACCUCCACGUCCACUGGGUAGUUUCACUGGCGGGUUUGGUGCAUCAGGGAAGUCCAAGGAUGCCUUCGACGGCCUCGGUUCCUUCGAAAAGCAGUCGGCUCCUACGCUCGCUCAAGCUCGAACCGCAAGGACGGGUUUCAACGCCAACACAGGCCCAUCCAAUCUCGAUGUUCCCAAACCUAUCUCCCCGCGUCCGCCAAUUUCUCUCUCUCCGCGACCUUCGCCCUCGCCUUCACCACAACCGCCCCCUCACUCACCCUCUCCUGCAAUAUCCUCAUCCUGGAAAUCGCAACCCCCUGUUUCUCGAUCGGGUAUUCCGUCACCCAAUCUGACGGCCGAGGAACGUUUCCCAUCACUCGAGGAUUUGGAUCGCGUAUAUACUUCGCCGCCACCCACUUCUGCUGCUCCCUCUAUCUCACAAGGUCCACCGCCGUCGUCGAUAAGCAGAAUUGCUCCCAAACCCAUCAAACCCACACCCAGUCGUCUUCAACCGUCCAACGGAUUUGCUGCCACUAGCGUUCCAGCGUCGCUGAACAAUACGCUCGGCCCUCCCGCUUCAGCAGCUACGUCUGGGAUAGAUGGAACGCGCUCAGAGCAUGUCACAGGUGCAGCUAUGCGCGAGUCUCGUGAGGCGCACGAGACCUCGAAGCUUGGCAGUACCAGCCCUACCAAACAACGACCUAUCUUGGACAGGAAGCACCGCAGCUCGGUUCAAGUCAAGCAGUCUGUGGAAUUAUCACCAAUUGAGCCUACCCCCUCGACACCGACUGCUGCUCAGAUUCUGGGGCGACCGGAUACCCAGGACUGGCUUACUGGUGACGACGAUGAUCUCCCUAAACCGCCUGGUACCCCUGUUCUCCGCAACUCGUUGAGCAAGCGCGCGUCCGUUGUGCCCAAGAGUCCAGUUAUCCAAAGCCCUCAGGAAGCUGCUGAAGACCGAUUCCCCCCGCCUGAACAGGUUACCUCUACGCCUUCACCUGCACCUCCGUCGUCGACUACAGAUGCGAAACGUCAUCGUCCUAAACCGGUGGAGACGUUGGUGGCGGCUCCGGUGGCGUCGAGAGCGAGCUCGUUCAAGAACGAGGUGCUCAACGAUAACUGGUCGCCAGUGACAAGCCCCCGGCGUGGUACUACGAGGAGAGACACUUCGUCUAGCAGCGGCGGCUCCGAAGAACCCGAGGACGCGAAUGGGUUCGCACCUGGACAUGUGAAACCGUUCGAGUUCAAGGAGAAGGUGGGGCAGGGCAAGCGAAGGCCGAAAUCGAAGGGUCGCCAGAGCUCUGUGCAUGAUUUGGUCGAUUUAUGGGGAGGGGCCAGUGGUCCUGAGAAGAAGGGAACAGCGCGGGAGAGUGAGGCAGAGGGCGUCAAGAGCCAGGAGGUAGGCAAUGGCCUGGACAUCGGCUCUCCUAGCAAGGGGCGCAGCGAGAUCAGGAAGCCUGCGAACCUGACUUUCGGCACUGGAGCAAUAGCUCAGGCCAGGACCGCUUCACCCCAACCUCUCCUUCCGACACCCAACGCACCGGAAUAUCGAGACAAAUCACCUUCACCUCCUCGCCCUUCCUCAAGACACAGGAAACAGUCCUCGACACUGCUACCGCCUCCUUCGCCAAUCAGUCAACCUCAGACAUCAGUGGGCCGAUCUCGUCCACAGUCGAUGUUCGUGCCAGCAGGCGCGUCAUCAAAGCCCUUCCCCACACUGCCAGAGUCGCCCAAGACUCCGUCGUUGAAUGUUCCACCCGACGUACGCGCUCAGCGCCAAGUACGACGGAGUUCGAUAACGGAUAUGGUGCAGCGAUAUGAGGCAAUGGGCGGCAAACCUAUCGCACCUGCGACAACUACCAAACCGCCUUUACACAAGGUCGCCACCCACGGUACUUCGUCCUCUACGACGUCGGGCCCGGUUGUCGGUGCGCUAAAUUCCGCUUUCAAGGGUCGUAGUCAAUCCGCUACGGGUCACAAUUCUUCGUUGAACCCUCCGGAGGAUGGCAGCCGUGGCAGCAACAUGUCGACGCAACGAACGUCUCCUACCGGAUUGCCUCGGUCUUCGCCUGUGGCUCUUCCUGGCCUUGCUUCGCCAGAGAGGAAACCGCACGAACAGGCUUCAGGUCGCCGAUCACCCUUCAAACCGCCACAAACGAGCGAGAAACCGGCGGCACGAGAACCACCUCCCAAAGUGACUAUACCUCGCGCAUCUACUCCAUCGCCACCGUCCUCUGAAGAGGCGCAGCCGGGGUCGGGGUCGCCGGACAAGCCUUACCAGGGAGUCGGAAGGCUGAUUGACCAGUGGCAGCGCAAGGCGGUCGAUUCUGAUGGUCCGAAGGGUCUUGCUGGAGGGGCGAAACGCGGAGCGUACGCUGCUAGGCGUACAGGCGUUGUGGAGGGACGUGGUCACUAAUUUCAGUGUCUCAUCCUCAAGUGAGUUUCUGAGCACCCUCUCCGGGACAUGCUCCUUGUCAAGUCUGGACAGUCGGUUCGGAAGUUGGAAACCUUUCUCGCCGUAUCUAUUGAUCCCUGUUUCUCAUCGAGCAUGGCUAACGAACACAAUAUCCCUACUUAUUCUGUACUAUUCACUUUUUCCCGAGGAACACGCGCAUAUAUCACAGUUCAUAGUUGCAGCUGCAGGAGGAGGAGCAUAGUCUAGUCUUGGUAAACGAUAAUCAUCAUACAUCUUCAGGCGAGCCGUUGUCGUCCAUCUCGCAUCUGUACUUACCCCUACGCACGCAUGGAGAAUAAACGAGCGCGAAGGAUAACAAUACGCAUUCAUCACCAGUCCGUAGAUCGAUUUUCCUUCGCUCCAUCCCUAAC